UUAAUUUGAUCACAGCUUAACGUUAUCGCCGGAUUUCUCCUGCGGUUUAAACGCCGAGGUUCCGAAGUUGGAUAAAUGUCCAAGAUAUUUGUCAGUUGUGAUGUAAAUUGGUCGUUUUGGAUAGCUGGAAAACCGAGUUUGUGCGUCGAGUUUCAGUGUGUUGGGAUUCGAGACUGAAGGUCUUUUGUGGAAGUGGGUGCAUCAGUGAUCAGCAUUGGAAAUGUGAACUCACUUCACGACUUUACUUAAUAUAACUCGAAUUGCUAAUGAUCUACUAUUCUUUGCGAAGGAAAAAUCGCAGAUAACUAUGGCGAAACAUCUCGGAAAGGACCCCGAUGACUACGAAAGGGAGUACGAGUCGUUUUUGAACGACCUCAGACGGUUUCAUGCAGCCAAGGGGACUGCGUUUUUAAAACCGCCGGCGUUUGGUCGGCAAGAAUUGGACUUGUAUUUGCUAUACAGUAAAGUGACUGCUAUGGGAGGUUUUACGAAGGUUUCGGAUGGCGGUAAAUGGGAGGACUUGCUGGAAUUGUUUGAUACUCCCAAAAAUUGUAGCCAUGCAGCUUUCGCAGUUCGUCAGUUUUACCUCAGGUACUUGGAACUCUAUGAACGAAUACAUCAUUUUGGGGAGGAUGCUGAAGAAGUCCUUAACAGCCGUGGUUCUCGGCCAUCAACUCCCAUUGGUGGAAUGUCAACCAAUUAUUUACAACAGCGACAUGAAAUACCUGAAUCCGUUCGGCAAAGUUGUGGGUUAUCAUUAGACAGAGCCAAGCUGACAGAAUAUGAUAAAUUAGUGAUGGCGUUACAAGGAGGUUUACCCAAUGAAGUGGACUUUGCUAUCAAUGUAUGCACACUGUUAUCCAAUGAAAGUAGACAUGUUUUACAUCUUGAGAAAACGCCGGCUGUCAUUGAUCUCUUACUUGCACAUGUUGGUAUUUUCAAUGAAGGUAUUGUUAACUAUUGUGAAUUGUACCAUGAAGAAUGGAAACCAAGGUCUAAUCGGGAUUAUCAACAGUUUUGGUGGGAUACAGUGCAAGAUGUAGCUAUUCAAGAAAUCAUUGAUCACAAUCAAUCUAAAAAUAGUAAAUGUUUUAGUGAAGUUCUUUAUCGAACAUCAAGGACUCUAGGGAUGAACGAUGCAGAAGGGCAACGUAUAUUACAGAUUGCUAUAAUUCUACGUAAUUUAUCAUUUGAGAAACACAACAUUCCAGUCAUGUCUACAAGUUAUAAUUUAUUGUGUUUUCUACUUCUUUGUGCUCAUAAUAAAUGUUCGUCAUUAAAACAAUUAGGACUAGAUACUCUCGGCAAUAUUUCAACACAGAUGUAUUUAGAUCCUAUUGACUUCCAUAAUACACAACUUAUGUUCCAUACAAUAUGCAAGUGUCUCAGAGAUUCUGACAAGUUUGCAGUCAUAAGAGGUAUGGAAAUUCUUAGUAAUAUUUGUCAAAUGGAAGAGAAUGUUGGUAUCAUUUGUUCACAUUUAGAUCCGUAUAUUUAUGAAGAUAUUAUGGCAGUGUUAACUUUACAAGAUAUUCAGUUAUUACUUGGUGCUUUGGAAGUUCUUUAUAGGCUCUCUGAUUUAGGUGAAGAUACAUGCGACUGUAUUGCCCGGGUUCAUAAAUGUAUUGAUAUUUUGGUGUGCCUUGUUACUUUGGAUGCCAACUCUCUUGGUCCUGAUGCCUUUGUCGGUGUCAAAGUGGUGGAGCAUGCACCAAUGGAAUCUUCUUCAAUGGUUGUACCAAGACCACAGCCACAAGUAACACCACCUCCUCAACUACCUCAAAUUUCUCGACAAAACACAGUGCCUAAUCUUGUAGCGUCUGCCAACCAACAAGGAGCUAGAGAAAUAGAUCCUGAAUCAUUUACUUGUCAGUGGUUGAAUGCUUAUUAUGAGUGUGAUGUUAAUGGUACAGUAGGCAGAAUAGAUCUCUAUGCGGAUUAUUUGGCCUCGUGCAGCAAACUGGCCAGGUCUGGAAUUCUCACAUCCACCAACUUCGGGAAAUGCGUCAAGAUGGUGUUUCCACAUGCAGGAAGUAAAAGAAUGGACAGUGGUCAACAUCAUAUAGCUGGUAUUCAGAGGAGAACUAUUCUGUUACCAGUACAGACACAUAUACAACAGACUCCCCAGUAUCCAGGUCGUACUGCAACACCACCAAGGGCACCACCUGGCUCACAUAUGAACAGAAUUCCAAAUUCUAACCUCCCUUCUCCUCCUGUGACACCAAGUCCUCCACCAUCACGUCAUCUCUUGAUGCACCGCCCUCAAUCACAGCAUUUGUUGCAGCAGCUGCAGCAAACUCCCAAAUACAUUGGUCAGCAGAGAGGAAUGUCAAUGCAAUCUAAUCAGAUGAUGUCACCUCAGAUGCACCAACAGCAAAUGUUACGUCAACAGCAACAAAUGCAGUCUCAGCAACAGCAGCAGCAAAUGCAGAUGCAGUCACAACCACAAAUGCAAGGACAACAGAUGCCAAUGUCACAACAACAACAGCAGCAACAACAAGAGCAUCUGCAAAGAAUGAGACAACAACAAAUGCAAAUACAACCUCAACGAAUGCCACAGCAGCAGCAGCAGCAACAGCAACCACAACAACCACCAUCCAGGCCAAACAGUCUACCUGAAAAUACAAGGCAACCUCAAACUUCUCAAACCCCGGCUCAACAAAUUCUGAUACAACGAUCAGGAGUCGUGCCUUACCCACAGGAGAGGAGUCCGUCACCAAGCUCAUUAUCAGGUCAGGCUCCCUCUCCUCAUCUUUCACCAGGUGUGUCACCAACAGCCACAACGCCACCACCACUGCCAAAUUUAGAGAAUUCAAACAUGCAACUGCAAAAGACAAGUGGAAUUGCUGACCAGAACACUGGACAGACUUCAACUCGGCCACUGCCAAAUCAUGCACCUGGGGAAAGGUUCCCAUCAUCUAUCCAGGAAGCAUUAUUGUCAAAUAUACCUCCAUCAUCACCAUCACUAUCACUGCCAAGUUCUGGCACUGUGCCAGUUUCAAGUAGUAACACACAGGGAAAUGUGAACCCUGGAUUUGGACCAAAUACUCCACAAAGGACUAAUCUUCAGCAAAAUACUGAUUCUCCUCUGAUUAAACAAUUACUGCAGCAGAAAAUGCAGCAACCUUUGCGUUCAGGGGAACAUGGUAUGAUACCUCCCCCGCCUUAUCCUCAACAGCAACAACAUCAGCAAAACUUACAACAAUUGCCUCAACAGAAUGUUUUGCAACAACAGUAUCCACAACAGCAAGUGGUACAGCAACAGAAUUGCAUGCAACAACGUAUCCACAACAGCAAGUGGUACAGCAACAUCAACAGGUUAUACAGCCAAAUGUAA
This is a messenger RNA of Saccoglossus kowalevskii, 3337 nucleotides long. RefSeq lists its product as uncharacterized. Gene Ontology annotation, biological process: regulation of DNA-templated transcription. NCBI's taxonomy places the organism in Eukaryota, Metazoa, Hemichordata, Enteropneusta, Harrimaniidae. The record is from RefSeq and is a predicted model, not a curated record. Gene Ontology annotation, molecular function: DNA binding. Gene Ontology annotation, cellular component: SWI/SNF superfamily-type complex.